UUCAGGAAUUUGUAAUGCAUGUAGGCGGAAGCAUUUGCCAAGAUCUGAAGAAGGCAAAAAAAUCAUACAGAGAGAUAUAGAUCAGUUCAUGAGAUUUUCAGCAUGCAGCAAGACCUAUUCAUUGCCGGAAGAUUCAUUUUCGCAGACUUCAAAUGGCCAAGAAAUAAAUUCCCAAAACAUAUACAGUAUGGAUACAGAGGAAAGUCAAAGUGACAAGUUUUCUAGUAUUGCAGGUAAUACUCAAAACAGUAGCCAGGAUUGGUACGAGUUGCAGAAAACACCAAGAGAAAAGUUAAAUGCAGCAAUGAAAAUACUUUCUGAAUCGUUUGAGCCAAUCACUAGCCAAUUAACAAAAAAGUGGGAAGAAACAAGUAAGAGUGCAAGAUCUUAUUAUACAAAAAAAGCCCGGGAAUGUAUCGAACUUGUUCUGAGUAUCAUGGCACCCUGCCAGGAAGACAUUUUAUUGGAGAACAUACAAAUAAAUUCUACACAAGAAAUCAAAUUAGAUAACAUGACAGCUAGCGUGAUGGAAGCAUUUGAAAACACUUCUGAUAGUAGAACCCAAACCCAAAUUCUUUCCAUAAUUGUAAACAAUCACACAAAGACAGAGCUGCAAACCUUGAUUCCAGGACUUACCAUCAACAAGAUAGAUAAUGCUAGAAAACAUGCACUUGUUAGUGGACCUGGAACUAUUCUAAAUCAACCUAAAAUUUACCGGAUGAAAUUAUCAAAGCCAAAAGUGAGUCACUUUGUUGAAUUUAUUCUCAAUCCCAUUUACUCUAACAUUGUUGGAUUUGGAGAAACAAUACUAAAAAUGUCAUCUAAAGAAAAGAUAAAGGUUCCUAAAGUCAUAAGAAAUGUUAUAGAUGCAAGACUCAUUGAUACUUACCUGAGUUAUUGCAAAGACAGUGGAUUUGAUACUUUUAGCAGGGCUUCUUUGUAUAGAAUUUUAAAUGUAUGUCAUGCUUCCAAACAGAAAUCAUUACAAGGCCUGGAUAAUAUUACUGCCUUAGGAAUGGGGGCAAUUGAUACCUUACUGAAACUGCUUACCAAAUUAGAGACUUUUGGAGUCACAUAUCCUGAAUCAAAGAAACUGACUAACAUUUUACAUAUGGUAAACACAUUUAUGAAAUUUGAAUACAAAACUCACUUACACAAACUGGAUGGCUGUGAAGAUCAUUGUACAGUGUUUGCUCUCAGUGACCCUGGUGAUGCAAAAUUUGCUACUGCUUGUGAACAUUCACAUGAAACUUCAUGCCAGAAGUGCUCAUUGGUUGAGAGCUGUGUGCCUCAGAUAAGAAUAAAACUUAAUGAUAUAAGUACAAACAUUUCAGACCAAAUUGUCGAAGAAUUGACAUAUGAAUUAGACAAUUCAGAGAAGAGCCUUGUUGAUUGGAAAAAGCACAUUCUUAGAACAAUACAUCAAGAUCAAGCUAGAACAAGUGUCUUGAAAAAUCUUCAUGCUGAACAAGGUCUUGUUAUUUUAGACUGGGCUAUGAAAUUCCUGCCUUAUCAAUUCCGUGAAACACAAUCUGAUUUUUUUGGUAAGAAAGGUAUCAGCUGGCAUAUAUCUUGUCUAGUCACUAAGUCUGAAAAUGAAGAAUUUGAUCUUCAGUGUUAUGUUCAUAUCCUUGAGAAUGGGUCACAGGGUUGGUUUUCUGUGGCAAAUAUCAUUCUGCACCUGUUAACAAACAUAAAAUCUACCAGACCAACACUAAAAGAGGUGUUCUUGAAAAGUGAUAACGCAGCUUGUUACCAUUGUACUAAUCUUCUUGCCUUCAUUCAACAGAACAAUGGUCAGUUUCCCAUCAAAGUGGCAGAAUAUAACUUCAGUGAGGCCCAAUCAGGCAAGGAUUUGUGUGACAGUAAAACUGGAUCUUGUCGCAUGCACAUUUUUAAAUAUGCAAAUGAAGGUCAUGAUGUUUUAAACCCAAGGAGUAUGAAAUUAGCACUUGACAGUUAUGGUGGAGUAAAAGGGACACAAUCGUGUAUUGUUACAGUAAAUGCAGAUGAUGAACCUAAAACAAAGAUCAGAAUGCCAGGGAUAAGCACUUACAACAACUUUAAUUUUGAAAAUGAUGGUAUUAUAGCAAGAAAAGCUUAUAAAGUUGGUGAGGGACAUGUUAUAAAGACCAGUACCCAGUGUAGUGAAACUAUUUCAAUAGAAAGAGUAUAUAAACUGGAGGUUUUGGAACCUUUCGCACAAGAUCAACCUAUCUGUGGCAAACUUAACAAAUUUCCCGAUAGCAGAAUUGAAGAUACCCAUGAUCAGCAGCCUUCCUUAGAGGAGGAUCAACCUAUGUCAGAAAACAGCAUGAAUAGUUCUGCAUCCAGUGCAUAUUUCUCUUGCCCUGACUUUUCAUGUGAUAAAGUGUUUGCUUCAUCAAAUAACCUUGACCGUCAUUUACUCUUAGGAAAUCAUAAUUACCGGAAAAAUACCAUAUCUUCUAUGGAUACAGCAGUUCAGAUAUACUCUUCCUCAUGUAUUGAUUUGCAAAAGUACCAUGAAAAUGUCAUUCAGGAAGCAAGUCAUGAAGUUGAAAUUUCAGUAAAUUUGAGAGAAAAGUCAAGAAGAGGUUGGGGCUUGAAAUCAAAGAGAGCAAAUGUACGGUUUUCAGAUAAAGUGAAAACUUACUUGCAAGAAAUUUGUGCAUCAUGUGAAAAAACUGGCUCACGUCCUGAUUUUAUUGCUUUGUCAGAAGAGCUAAGGAAGGCAACAGAUGAAAAUGGCAACAAGCUUUUUACAAAACAAGAAUGGCUUAACCCACCACAAAUUAAAGGAUUUAUUGCAAACAUAAUUUCAAAAUCUAAGUCGUCUCUGGCUGUAAAGAAACCACGAACAGAACUUCAGGAGGUUAAUGUAGAUGAUGAUGAAAAACUCUCAGAAGUUAUAUCUAUGUUAGAAAUGAAUGAUUAUAAUGAAAAUGCUGUUGGUAUUGUAAACGAGGUUUUUUCUGCUAUAAAUAUCUAGAAAGUUCUGCUUUUAUUACUGUAGAUGAAGUUUUGAUGAUCCCAUAAAAAUUGAAGUUUUAAAAAAAAUGCUUAUGUUGUGUUGUUGGAAUGCUGUCUUGUGGAAAUGUAUCCCACAUCUCCUUCUAUCAUUUUGUCUAUAAGUUGUUUGAAAUUGUGACAGGAAGAGAUAUUUUUUAUGAUCUAUAAAAAUUAUUAUCUCCUGAAUAUGACUGUUAUACAAUGUACAUGAUGUAUGCCAAAAGUCUUGGAUAGGAGACUUAUUUAUACUAAGAUGUUGACGACAAAA
Mytilus trossulus (common blue mussel) is the source of this 3259-nucleotide messenger RNA. RefSeq lists its product as uncharacterized. The coding region runs from base 89 to 2971 and encodes 960 amino acids. The transcript has 5 exons. The record is from RefSeq and is a predicted model, not a curated record. Lineage: Eukaryota; Metazoa; Mollusca; Bivalvia; Mytilida; Mytilidae.